Molecule: messenger RNA, 2682 nt
Organism: Varroa destructor (honeybee mite)
Lineage: Eukaryota; Metazoa; Arthropoda; Arachnida; Mesostigmata; Varroidae
Source: RefSeq, a predicted model, not a curated record
CUUCGUAACACUUCCGGUGCAACAACAUGUGUACUCAGGUAUACCUUUUUUUGGCUGUGAUCGUUUACGUUCGAGCACAAGUUCCUGCGCACAAAGUGGUGUCGUUAGGUUCUAUUGUUAUUGGUUACCAACCACCGCGUAGUAUGCGCAAUGUUAACCCGUACGCGAAAUUUGAUUCGGGAUCGACGCAGAGUUUCCGCACAUAUAACGACGUGCGAGCAUCCCAAACAUCGCGCGCUAUGGGCCGAGAUGGCUAUAUUUACGGCGGGGUCCAGGUGAAAACGCCCAAUGCACUCCACAGUUAUUAUCCAUCCAACCCCACUCAUACGAAAGAGCCUACGAGGUUCAAUUACCAGGCAUCGCAGAUGCGCGAUCAUUUCCUACCGUCGCAUGGGUACACUGUCAAUGUCCCGAAAAAUACGAAGCCCAAAACCUUCGCAGGGCCCGCCGUGCAUGACACUUACGAGGCCUUCAUUCACGCUGGGCAGAUUUGAUAGAACCCCCAUCGAAUGGGUUCCAUGCAGUUCGUGCACUAAAGGACUACCGAAGCAAAUAAUGUGUUCUAUAUGGGAGCAGCGGUAUAUCAACAUUAGCUUAGUGGAAAAAUGAACGUAGGAAGUAUUAUUUAUUAUAUGUAUGCACUAUUCAUAGGUAUGAUUACUGGAGAGACUAUCUCGUACUAUAUAUGCCUUCAUCGAAAAAUUAAAAUGAAAAAAUGACUGUAUAUUACACUUACAGCGUUCCGCUUUAGAAUUACUCUUGGUAUUAAUUAAAUAGUAUAAGUCACAGACUCCUCACAGCGGAAGCGUUAGAUCCGCUUUCGGAAUAUCAGCGAACACAAACAUCUAAUGUUUUAGCAAGCAACGGGUCUUCACUAAUAUUAUGAAGUUCGAGCAAGAAUCGUAGCUCGUUUUAGAGCUGCAAUUUCCCGAAGCUUAAUCGUUUAAUUGGUAAAUCUGGGCGGGAAAAACUUCUGCAAAUACCCGAGGUAGGAAGAACGUUUCUGGGUCGCCUUAACAAUUGCUGUACCAUUCAACAUACCAGUACGUCCUUGAUGACGUAUAUAGACGUAUAAAACCGACGGUUUGUACUAUAUCCGGUCGUAUUGGGCUUCCCAGGAAUUUAAGAAAAACUUGCAGGUUUCAAAGCAGAAUAGAAAUCAUUGUACUAAAGAGAAGAUCAUGGAAAUUGCGCCAAAAGGUCAUACAAUUUUGAGCUUAAACUAGCAGCUGUAAUCGAGAUGGGUGUAUGUAUAUCUGCAGCAGUAGUUUUCUAGAUUUUUCGGCUUUUGCAGUCUUUGGGCCUUGGAAAUUUUGGAACCUUUGACCUGAAAGUCCGCUAAAUGUACCUUGCGUGCUGAAGAAAAACUUCAUUGAGUGCACACGUAUGAGCAUUGUUUCAGGAGCUCCUCAGUAGUAAAAUCAAUCCCGAGUUUCGAGAAAGAUCGACCUAAGAGCUGUUUCAGCCUUUAACUGAAACUAAGUAAGUGGCCAUUAGAAUUAAUAAACUCAAAACAACAGCUAGUUUAUUGUUGCGCUAUGCCUCAAAAAAUGCUCAACUUGAAACCAACUUAGAGAAUUGUUACCUUUUGAAUACUCCAGCUAAUGAGCAACAUUAUUUAGAUAUUAUCCAAUUAAGCACUAAAUAACUCUGUUUAAGAAAUAAUAUCUAUUUCUCUAUAAGCCAAAUUAUACAUUAUUUACAUUACUAGCAGCUUGUUUAGUUGAAAUAUCUCGUUCACACACACACAACUGACAAUAGUUUAAAAUUAAAUUCUAAGCUUGUUGUGUGGCACAAAAUUCUAUAAUAAUAUUUAUAUCAAAUGUUUUUGACGAUGUACAGCAAAUGAACAAAUGAAAUGUUACUGUAAAAUGUAUCCAUUUAGUAGUUUUUUUUUAACUUUUUGUUAAAGAAAGAGAAAGAAGCUCUCUUUAUUUACCGUUGACACUGCACCUCUGUCUGAUCAUCUUUUCUAAGAUGUAUGUUGGGUCUUCACGAAGAACCUAGUGUGAUUCCUGAGCACUUCUCGUAAGUCCAUCUGGCACCGUGAUUUCAGUCAAGUACCAACUUCGAUGUAUGGGGCUCACCUCACUUAAUGACAGCACUGUGAACUGUCCGUGAUUUCGAAAGGACCUAACUACUGCUACAGAACAGAUUGUCCUUGUGAAUCAGACAGGCCUGCUUGCGACUGACCAUUAGAAGUUAGUUCGAAGUUAGGUUAGCUCAUUUGAACGAACUGUAACAGUUUAUGCAUACCUAGUUCCUUUUCUACAGUUAAAUGUAGUGUGUGUACUUUUUGCAUAUCUAUAUUCUUUUACCGGAUAAAUCCACAUUUAUUGUCGUUUGUUACAUAUUUGCCGUGUUGAUCAAGUCCCAAAUACGAAGCAUCAUCGUUGUAUAUUUGUGCGCAUGUAGAAAGGUUUACAAGUGAUCAUGGGAAAAGCGGCGUGUGCUAUAUUCUUUACUAUACAUUUAGACAAACAUUCAUAUAAGCAAUGAACCCAAUUGUCUUAUGAAUGGCGCUACAUUCGGCAGUGGCGCUAAAGUCUAGAUGUUUUGACUCGUCCUGGGACCUUCCCCAGCGACCUCACAUAUUACAUUAGUUCGAUGUAAAAUUCAAAACUAAACUGUAAUAACUCGUAUAAUAAAUAAAGUCUUUUGAUUACUUUCUCCAAUUCUUUU